Entamoeba invadens IP1 is the source of this 624-nucleotide messenger RNA. RefSeq lists its product as hypothetical. The record is from RefSeq and is a predicted model, not a curated record. The transcript has a single exon. Gene Ontology annotation, molecular function: hydrolase activity, acting on ester bonds. NCBI's taxonomy places the organism in Eukaryota, Evosea, Mastigamoebida, Endamoebidae. Bases 1 to 624 code for a protein of 207 amino acids.
AUGACAGUGGUCUAUAUGUUUGGAGACUCAAACUUGUUUGGAAUGCAAGCAGUGACUAUGACUCAAUACCCACGCGAAGACAUAUUUCAUUCAAUUGUUAUCAAAGAGUUGAAGAAGAUGGGAAACGUUGAAUAUAAAGUCGACGGAAUGCCUGGGAGAUCCAUCGAAAGGGAAGACACCGUUUUUGGGAUUUUUAGUGGAGAAAAAGUGUUUAUGGCAUUCCUCAAGUCUUUCUCUCGUAUUGAAACAACAAAGAAAAAGAUCUUUGUUUUUUCAUUGUGUGUGAAUGACAUUUUAGCUGGAGCAACGGCAGAGGAGACGAUUUCUUCCAUCAAAAUGUGUCUGAAAAGGAUCAAAGAGACUUCAAAUUCAAAGACAAUAUUAGUCAUUCCACCUUCUAUUAAAGAAUGCACCUUUCAACCAUGGGCUGAAAUUACACAAAGAGGAAGAGAGCAAUCCAUUAUAUUAACCCAAAUUCUCUUAAAAAGAUCUUUAGACAAUGUAGAUGCCUAUGCUGAUUUCUCGGACUUACAGGUCGGAGAAGACGGUGUUCACCUCACUAAAGAGUCUCACAAAAAAGCUGCCAAGAAGGUGUUAGACUCGAUCCGUUCUUUGAACUUUUAA